Messenger RNA from Cornus florida, 2880 nucleotides. RefSeq names its product probable nucleolar protein 5-2. Gene Ontology annotation, molecular function: snoRNA binding. Gene Ontology annotation, cellular component: box C/D methylation guide snoRNP complex; small-subunit processome. The coding region runs from base 390 to 2318 and encodes 642 amino acids. The record is from RefSeq and is a predicted model, not a curated record. The transcript has 9 exons. Lineage: Eukaryota; Viridiplantae; Streptophyta; Magnoliopsida; Cornales; Cornaceae.
AUCUAUACAAUUCUAAGGGAAAAAAAUUUCAGCUAGAACCAUAGAACGGGACCGAACCAACCUAUUUUUUCACAAUUUGGGUUGGUUUGGUUCCAUAACUCAAAUAGUUUGAUUAGAUUUCAGAUUUUUUGAAACCGUAGAGGGUUGUUUAGUUCCAAAAAUCCUCAAAAACCCGACCAAACCCUAAUCGUGAACCCGGUAGCCUGGCACAACUCCUCCUCAAACCCUUGACCCUCCUUACUUGUCGCAGUCUCUCUUUAUAAACGCAGCAGAGAGAAGCGGAAACACUAUAAGUAUUUUAGGGUUUUCUACUCGGUCCUGUUCUUAGUUUGCUUUAUAUCAUCACAGGCUCAUCUCUUCUCCUCGAGGUGUUCUUUGAGGCGUUAAAUAUGCUUGUGUUGUUUGAAACUCCUGCGGGUUUUGCCCUUUUCAAAGUAUUGGAUGAAGGGAAGCUCUCCAAAGUUGAGGAUUUGUGCAAAGAGUUUUCGACAGCUGACUCAGCUAGACAGGUUGUGAAACUAAAAGCUUUCUCUAAGUUUGAGAACACAUCAGAGGCCCUGUCUGCUGCCACCUUAUUGAUUGAUAGCAAGCCCAGCAAAGGUCUCCGCAAGUUCCUGCGUGCCCAUUGUGAUGGUGAAACAUUGGCUGUGGCUGAUUCUAAACUUGGAAAUGCAAUUAAGGAUAAACUGAAAAUUGAAUGUGCUCACAACAAUACCGUGAUGGAACUGAUGAGAGGGGUGAGAAGUCAGUUGACUGAACUCAUAUCUGGUCUAGCGACUCAAGAUUUGGCUCCAAUGAGCUUGGGUUUAUCCCACAGCCUCUCUAGAUACAAGCUAAAAUUCAGUCCUGAUAAGGUGGACACAAUGAUCAUUCAGGCCAUUGGCUUGUUGGAUGAUCUUGACAAAGAACUGAACACGUAUGCAAUGAGGGUUCGAGAAUGGUACGGGUGGCAUUUUCCAGAGCUUGCAAAGAUCGUACAAGAUAAUAUCCUCUAUGCCAAAGCAGUAAAGCUGAUGGAUAAUCGUUCAAAUGCUGCAAAGCUUGAUUUCUCUGAGAUAUUGCCAGAAGAGAUGGAGACAGAACUGAAAGAGGCAGCCAUGAUUUCUAUGGGUACUGAAGUUAGUGAGCUUGAUUUGAUCAACAUUAAGGACCUCUGCGACCAGGUUCUCUCUCUUACAGAGUAUAGAGCGCAAUUGUAUGAUUACUUAAAGAGUAGGAUGAACACAAUCGCGCCAAAUCUUACCGCUCUUGUUGGAGAACUAGUUGGUGCCCGUCUUAUUGCACAUGGGGGCAGUUUAUUGAAUCUUGCAAAGCAACCUGGGAGUACGGUUCAAAUUCUUGGUGCGGAAAAGGCUCUCUUCCGAGCUUUGAAGACAAAACAUGCAACCCCCAAGUAUGGACUUAUCUACCAUGCAUCUUUAAUUGGGCAGGCAGCACCAAAACAUAAAGGAAAAAUUUCCCGAUCUCUUGCUGCCAAAACUGCAUUAGCAAUUCGAUAUGAUGCUCUUGGAGAUGGUGAAGACAACACCAUGGGAUUGGAGAACCGAGCUAAGCUUGAAGCACGAUUAAGGCAGCUUGAAGGCAGAGAAUUGAGUCGUUCUGCUGGUUCAGCUAAGGGCAAACCUAAGAUAGAAUUCUAUGACAAGGACCGUAAGAAGGGAGCAGGAGCAUUGAUAACCUCUGCCAAGACUUACAAUCCUUCAGCGGAUUCUCUUCUUGGGCGGACUGAAUCAGCAGCUGAGAAAGAAGUCACAAAGAGGAAGCGUGAAGCAGAACCAUCUGAGACUGCCGCAGCAGGAGAGGAGAUGACUGCUGCAACUGAUGAACAGAAGAAAGAAAAGAAGAAAAAGAAGAAGAAGAAAGCUGAAGAAGAGGUUACAGACUUGCCUGAAGAUGGGGCCUCUGCUGAACCAGAAAGUGAAGAGCGGAAAAAAGAAAAGAAGAAAAAGAAGAAACAUUUGGCUGAGAAUGUUGAGUUGGACAACAAUGGCAGUAAUGUUGAAGCAGGAGAGGAGAUGACUGGUGCUACUGAUGAACAGAAGAAAGAAAAGAAAAAGAAGAAGAAGAAGAAAGCUGAAGAAGAGGUUACAGACUUGCCUGAAGAUGGGGCCUCUGCUGAACCAGAAAGUGAAGAGCGGAAAAAAGAAAAGAAGAAAAAGAAUAAACAUUUAGCUGAGAAUGUUGAGUUGGACAACAAUGGCAGUAAUGUUGAAGCUGGAGAGAAGAAGAAAAAGAAGAGGAAACAUGCUGAACCGGAUGAAGAAGAAACUGAAACACAAAGCAAGAAGAAAGAGAAAAAGAAGAAAUGUGAAGUAUGAUGAGGUCAGUUGAAGUUUAUGGGUGAGUAGGAAACUUAACAAUUUUGGGUUAUCUUAGGCGAUGGGUUGAUGUUCGUGUAAAAUUUAUGCAAGUUCUCGUGGAAUCUCUAGACCACCUUCCACAGCAGCCCAUGUAUUGAUCAGAAAUUUGGAUCCCCUGCUUUUUCACUUGGAUCUAGACCGCAGAAUGUUGGUAACCUGAUACCUUCUCCAUUAGAAAUGGGAGCUGGAGAUGCUUCAUGUUCCACUAGAGCAAAAAAUGGAAUUUGGAGGGCUGCAUUCUCGUUUUGUUGCUCCUGCUGUUUAAAUUUCGUCUCGCCUGGGAGAAAGAUGCAAAGUUCCAGCGCAAGUUCAGAACUUAACUAUGCUUCAAAUGUGAGCAGCACAUAGAUAUUUAGAAUGCAUCUUCCUUUUCCUUCUUUUUUUUCAUGUUUAUUUUACAUAUUGAUAAUUAUAUAUUACGAGGAGCUGCAAGUCUUCAAAAUAGUUGGAAUAAGAUAAUAUGAGGUAUUUAUUCGAUAUCUCCUGGAAAUAUAAAAAAAUUAGAAUGCUUUUCUUGCUA